This is a messenger RNA of Trypanosoma theileri, 1272 nucleotides long. Its product is annotated as putative trans-sialidase. Lineage: Eukaryota; Euglenozoa; Kinetoplastea; Trypanosomatida; Trypanosomatidae. The transcript has a single exon. Bases 1 to 1272 code for a protein of 423 amino acids. The record is from RefSeq and is a predicted model, not a curated record.
AUGAUUUCUCCAAAGCUGCUGUGGUACAGAGCGCAAAAGCAACGAGAUCAGGGAGACACUGAUGAUGAUGAUGAUAAUAAUAAUAAUGUUUUGACUCAACAUGUCCAAUGGUUAUCCGCUUUAAGAACAGGUAUUUCUAGAAAUAAUAGGGAAACCUCCAUAACUACGAGUGAUAAAAAUAAUGACGAUAAAAAGAGCCAAAAUAAGUUAAUUAUACAUGCUGCACACAGUCGACGACUUUAUUUUCAUUACGCACGAGAACUUUCGCAGUUUUCUGAUGCGCAUGAUUAUUAUCGUCUAAUGAUGUGGUGCAAUGAUCAGCACGUUUUUAUUCAUCCAGCUGUACGUAUGCACAGACGUCCGUCUAUGUACCGUGAUCAUGUGUUCACUGUGUCUCGUGACAUUGAUAGACUUACUCCAUUGAUGGCUAUUCCAGAAUCUUUAGUCAUUGGAUUUAAAGACAUGAAUAAUCUAGAUGAUUCAGAAAAUAGUCUACGAGAUGAGAAGAAGGAGAAAGAAUUUAAUGAACUGAAUUCAGGUGAGCAAAGUGACGCAGAUGUGUGUCAAUUCUUCUUUGCAUCACUUGGUAUGAUUGUCUCUGAUCUUGUGACGGCUAAAAGUAGUCCACUCACGGAUCCACGAUGCGUCUUUGCAGAACUUCUUGGAAAAAUUCGUACGUUAAAAAAUGCACCAUAUUUUGAGGAUGAUGUGGUGUUAGACACAGAUUCUACUGGUUUGGCAGAUGUAUUACUGCAGAUGAUUCGCAAUUACAUCAAUGGUGGUCCUCUUGUAGGUAAAUUAGACCGUACAGAACUUCGUUGGGCAGUUAGUGUCUGUCUUUCACAUUCUACACCCUUGGUAAUUGCUUCAGCGCGCUCUAUUGGAGUAAUUCCACUCGUACAUUUAUUUCCACAUGGUGGAAAAGACACGAAUGCGUUUGUAGUUGCUCGAACUAACCGCACUGCCUCUGCAGAACGAAUUGCGGCGUAUUUUGAAAAACAUCAUGGUUAUGAUUUCAUGCAUGAUAAAGAAGGAAAAUGGAUCUACGUUGUACCAUCAGUACCUCUUCGUGCUGGAGAUGAAAUUCGUCUUCAGGCCAUGGCCCCAGUGUGUGGUAAAGACUCAGAAGCAGAAAAGAUGUGGCGACUCUCAUGUGCGGUUGCUCCAGAGGAAUAUAUGACAACUGCUGCAGUAUCGCAAAUGCAGAAACUCUUAACUCAAGAACUCAUGGAUAAAGGAGGCGAUAUCUUGGCAGAAGGUGUAUCUCAAUAA